Molecule: messenger RNA, 1963 nt
Organism: Rosa chinensis
Lineage: Eukaryota; Viridiplantae; Streptophyta; Magnoliopsida; Rosales; Rosaceae
Product: indole-3-pyruvate monooxygenase YUCCA2
Exons: 4
Coding region: 210-1529 (439 amino acids)
Biological process (GO): auxin biosynthetic process
Molecular function (GO): N,N-dimethylaniline monooxygenase activity; flavin adenine dinucleotide binding; NADP binding
Source: RefSeq, a predicted model, not a curated record
UCUCCAACUCCUUUGCUCUCCGAGCUCUUUGCCUCUAUCAGAACAAAAACUACCAAACCCUCAUUACAACUAUUGGUGUUGGAUAAAACCCUCUGCUCAUCCCAUUAUCAUUUCCAACUCUCCUUCUACUCAAAACGCGAGACCUAAACCCCAACUCCAUGUCAAGUAGCAAUUAAUUUCACUCCGCCUAAUUUGGUGUUCGAUCAUAUAUGGACUUUCUGAAGGAGCUGGAAGGCAAACGAGUGCAUGAUCCUUUGAUUCAUUUCCAAUCCAAAACAGACAUGGCAGCUGCUAAAUCGACAAGGAGUAUAUGGGUCCCGGGGCCAGUGAUAGUGGGAGCAGGUCCUUCCGGCUUAGCUGCCGCGGCUUGUCUCAAGGAAAAAGGUAUUCCGAGCUUAAUCCUAGAAAGGACCAACUGCAUAGCUUCGUUGUGGCAGCUUAAGACCUACGACCGUCUCCGUCUUCAUCUCCCAAAACAGUUCUGCGAGCUCAUACUCAUGCCAUUCCCUGCAGAUUUCCCAACCUACCCAACCAAGAAGCAGUUCGUGAAUUACUUAAACGAUUAUGCCGAGCGCUUUGAUCUAAAGCCGGCUUUCAACACGACGGUGGUGAGUGCCAAGUACGAUAGUCGUUGCGGGCUUUGGUUGGUUAAGACUUUGGGGUUGAAAAAUGAGGAGGCGAUUGAGUAUGUUUGUCAGUGGCUGAUCGUCGCCACUGGAGAAAAUGCCCAGGAGGUUGUGCCGGAGUUUGAAGGAGUGAGGGACUUUGGUGGGCCCAUUGUCCAUACCAGCUCUUACAAGAGCGGCGAGCGCUUCGGGGGGCAGAAGGUCCUAGUGGUCGGAUGUGGGAAUUCAGGCAUGGAGGUUUGCUUGGAUCUCUGCGAUUAUAAUGCAAAGCCUUCCCUUGUGGUUAAAAAUUCGGUGCACAUCUUGCCGCAAGAGAUACUGGGAAUAUCGACUUUUGGGCUGUCGAUGUGGUUGCUCAAGUGGUUUCCCAUGCGCCUUGUGGAUCGCUUCUUGCUUCUCGUCUCACGCGUUAUGCUGGGCGACACCGCUCGCUUUGGAAUCAGCCGCCCUCACCGUGGCCCUCUCGAACUCAAGUCCAUCUCUGGCAAGACACCUGUGCUCGAUGUUGGCACCCUCGCUAAGAUCAGAAGUGGUCACAUCAAGGUGUGCAAGGCAAUAAAGCAAGUAAAACAUCAAUCAGUAGAGUUUAUAGACGGGAAAGUGGAGUGUUUCGACGCCAUUAUUUUGGCAACCGGUUACAGAAGUAAUGUGAUGUCUUGGUUGAAGGAAACGAGCAUGUUUAGUGAAAAAGAUGGAUUGCCGCGGAAGGCAUUUCCGAACGGAUGGAAAGGGGAGAGCGGGUUGUAUUCGGUGGGGUUUACACAGCGUGGGCUGUUAGGCGCUUCUCUGGACGCAAAGAGAAUUGCAGAAGAUAUUGAGCAUCGCUGGAAAGCUGAUAACGCCACCCAUCUCAUGCCCCGCUUGGUCACUUGUGCUUGUGCUUCUCCACUAGCAGAACCCUAGCUCGCUCCCCCUUCAAAGAAUUUAGGGAUAUAUCGAUGUGCUAAAUGAAGAUUAAAGAAACAUGUUAAUUAAGGUCCCUGUAAAGCUAAGAAGGGAAAAAAAAAAAAAAAAAGUUGUGGGUCAUUUCUAAUCAUGAAAGUGAAGUACUUAGGGAGGUCGGAAUUUAGAAAAGUUUAGUACUUCUUUUGGGGCGACGGGGUAGUUCUCAAUGGAGCUAUAUCUUGUAAAUUGCUACUCUUUUGCUUUAGCUAGCUGGCUAGGAUCGAUGAACAUAUUAGGCUUGCGGGUGUUGAGAUUUGAUUACUUUUGUAUCUGGUUUAAGAUGGUGUGUAUGAAGUAUAAAGUAUAUAUCUGCAUUUUCAUUGGAAUCGUGAUAUUUUGGUGUAUUUAUAGAGAAUAUGACCGAUAUUUCGUCAAUGUUUUGAAAUAUGCCA